CCCCGGCGCGGAGAAGAGAGAGAGAGCUCUUGGUUACUGUCAUUGUGCAGGCUGGCGGCGCGCGUGUUAGGAAUGCGCACGCGCCGUACGAGCAGGCGCGGGAGACUUUGCCGCCUUACAAGAGAGGAGAGGGAAGAUGUCCCUAGCGCUAGUUCAAGGGGCGACAGGGCAGCCUGACGGCAGUGAUAUAGGUAAUAGGCACAUGACAGAAGAUGCAAACAAAGAGAAAGGGCAUCUUAUAACAGCAGGAGGAGAAUGUGUUGAUCCCAAGGAGGAAGAUACUGAGACCAUCACAGAAAGUCUAACUUGGUGCAAAGAGUCUGAAGCAACUGUAUCUUUCCUGGCUCUUCUGUGUCACAAAGCUGUUCCUGAAGGAUGGGAAAGGAUAAUAAAGCAAAGACAGUCUGGCAAAACAAAAGGAAGAUAUGACAUCUAUUUUGUCAGUCCCCAAGGAGUAAAGGUCAGAUCCAGACGUGCACUUUUGGAUUACUUUACAAAGAACGGAGAGACUGUUCUUAAAUUAGAGGACUUUGAUUUUUCUGUGUCUGUUCGGGAGAGUAUCCAGUCAAGCGCAAGGGCUCUGGGGUCAGAAGGACAGAACUGUAUCACUAGCAGCCAGACUCUAGAUCUUGGACAGCAAAGCAGUGAAGAAAAGCAAAAUAAGAUUUUGGAAUUUCAAGCCAGUGCUGGUGAGCCAGAUUUGCAGGAUGGGCCCACUGCAGAGGACCCCUCAAAGGAUUCAUGUUUCAAAGCCCAAGAGAGGAGUGCUGCUGAGAGGAAGACUCAGAUUAAGAAAGCAAAAUGCGGUUCAGAAAUGGGGAAUCUGGAUGAUGCCUAUAACACAAGACAGAGGAAACGGCCCCCAAAAAGUCAAAAGGCAGAAACUGUUAAAAAUCCCAGAAGAAAAAAAGAUACAUGCAUUUUUAAUAGUGUCCAUAAAGUGUGUCAUAGAGGCUCAAGAAAAAGUAAAACAUGCUUAAAGGAUGAGCUGCUGGUUUCUGAACCAAAAGUGGAGUUGCAUGUUGGACCGGUAGCCGCUGUCUUGGAACACAAGUCAAGCACAGAAGUUUUAAAAUGUGAUGAGGAUCCCACCAGUGUAGUUUCUGUAGCAGCUGAUGAAAACUUUUCAGAAUUGGAAAACCAGCCUUCAGGGAGCCAAGAGUUAAACAUUGCUUCCAAUAUGGAAGUUACUGACUCACAGACCAGUGACGAGAGCCAUUUUACAUCAGUAAAAGAGGACCAUUUUCGAAGACCUCAAGUGGAGAGAAGAAAAACCAGCCCAUAUUUUUCUAGUAAAUUCAUUCAAGGAGCUCCAAGCCCACCUAGAAGGAAGGCAUUUCGGAAAUGGACUCCACCUCGUUCUCCUUUUAAUUUGGUCCAAGAAACACUCUUUCAUGAUCCAUGGAAACUUCUCAUUGCAACUAUAUUUUUGAAUAAGACCUCAGGUAAGAUGGCCAUCCCUGUGCUGUGGGAAUUUUUCAAGAAAUAUCCUUCACCUGAAAUAGCAAGAGUUGCAAACUGGAAGGAAAUGUCAGAGUUGCUUAAACCUCUUGGCCUUUAUGAACUCAGAGCAAAGACCAUCAUCAAAUUUUCAGAUGAAUACUUGGUCAAACAGUGGAGGUAUCCUAUUGAGUUGCAUGGGAUUGGAAAAUAUGGAAAUGACUCUUACAGGAUCUUUUGCAUCAAUGAGUGGAAAGAGGUACAGCCACAAGACCAUAAGCUGAAUGUAUAUCAUGCCUGGCUGCGGGAAAAUCAUGAUAAACUGAAUAUUAAUUAAUGUAUAGCUCUGUGUAGGUACAAUAUCUACUGGGGGUUUUUUAAUAUCAAACUUUUCAAUCAUCCCUCUUGGUUACUAUAAAUGUAAACAUUUUAAUAUAUAUAUUUGUAUAUUGGACACUGUGUAUUAAAUUUCAGCAUUGGUUUAUGUACAUAAUCCUGUUCAGAACUUUUGUAAUUAAAGUUGACUAAGACUUGGGUUAAUAUU
Lacerta agilis (Sand lizard) is the source of this 1984-nucleotide messenger RNA. It is a transcript of the gene MBD4, whose product is annotated as methyl-CpG binding domain 4, DNA glycosylase. Gene Ontology annotation, biological process: DNA repair. The transcript has 8 exons. Bases 137 to 1777 code for a protein of 546 amino acids. Gene Ontology annotation, molecular function: DNA binding; pyrimidine-specific mismatch base pair DNA N-glycosylase activity. The record is from RefSeq and is a predicted model, not a curated record. Gene Ontology annotation, cellular component: nucleus. Lineage: Eukaryota; Metazoa; Chordata; Lepidosauria; Squamata; Lacertidae.